AUAUUGUCCUUAGUUCUGUGGCACAGCAUGUAACCUCCCAGGCCUCCUGGUGAUCAAUGUUUUGCAGGGCUGCUUUGUUGCUUUGUGGGAGCAAAGUGCUCUGAGAGAAUGAAACCCAGGAAUAAUUAGUACUUUCUUGUGCUCGUUGUGUGGGUGUUCACAGAGCACAACAACAUCUUGCCGUGCUGAGCAAGGGCAAUUCAGGCAGAGGAACUGAGCAUUGUGCUGGAUGAUUUAUUUUGGCAGGCCUGGCAGGAUGACAAGCACAGCUACCAAGAGCAGCUACCCGGAUCUGACGCGGAAAACACUCUGCGGGAGCCCGUUCCUCAGUAUCAAGUUCUUUGUGUUCUGCCAUGGGCUGCUGCAGCUCUCCCAGCUCCUGGUCUCCGGGUACCUGAAGAGCUCCAUCUCCACCAUUGAGAGACGGUGGGGAACACGCUGCUGAUCGUCUUCAUCAGUUACUUUGGGAGCCGAGUGCACAGACCGCGGUUUAUCGGCGCCGGUGCCCUGCUUGUGUCCCUGGCCGGGUUCCUCAUGUCCCUGCCCCACUUCAUCACUGGGCCCUAUGAGUUUGACCAGUCUGUUGCCAGCACGUUCAGCAACACCACUGACCUGUGCCAGCCCAGGUCCUGGGCGAACCUCAGUGAUGCCAACUGCACCCCCCGUGCCAGCAGGGAGAACCACGAGGUUCUCCUGGUCAUGUUCAUUGCCCAGGCCCUGCUGGGCAUUGGUGGUGUCCCCAUCCAGCCCUUUGGGAUCUCCUACAUCGACGACUUCGCCAACAAGAGGAACUCCCCCCUCUAUCUGGGAAUCCUGUUCUCUGUGACUGUCAUUGGGCCAGGGGUGGCCUUCAUGCUGGGCUCUGCCAUGCUGCAAUUCUACGUGGACAUCGACAAAGUCAGCGGAGCUCAAGUCCAGCUCACCCAUGAGGACCCGCGGUGGGUGGGUGCCUGGUGGCUCGGGUUCCUGGUGGCAGCCAGCCUGGUAGCUCUGUCUGCAGUGCCAUAUUUCUUCUUCCCACGGGAGAUGCCAAAAGAGGUGGUGAGUGGGAAGGAGAGUGACAGCAAGAAGAAGGAGGACAUGCUCAGCCAGCUGAGGGCGAGGCCUGAACACACACAGAACCUCUCUCUGGUCGAGUUCAUCAAACGUUUUCCUCUGGUGCUGUUGAGGAACCUGCGUCACCCCGUUUACCUGCUGGUGGUGCUGGCUCAGGUCAACAUCUCUGCCAUGGUUGCUGGUUUAGCAACGUUCAUGGGCAAGUUCCUGGAGAGACAGUUCUCCCUCACAGCAUCCUUUGCCAACAUGAUCAUUGGUGCUGUGAACAUCCCGGGGGCGAUGGUGGGGAUCGUGGUGGGCGGUGCCAUCCUCAAGCGGUUCCAGAUGUCCUUGAGGCAGUGCAGUGCCAUGUGUGUCCUGGGCAUGCUCCUGUGCCUGCUGGUGGCCUUCCCCCUCCUCUUCCUUGGUUGCCCUACGCAGAAGGUCGCGGGCGUCACCUACAGCGGCAGCUCUGAAUUUGGGCACCACGAGUUGGAGUGUAACCUGCAGUGCAACUGCCCUGAGAAGGCCUAUAACCCCAUCUGUGGCUCCAACUCCAUCGAGUACACCUCACCUUGUGCUGCUGGUUGCAGGGCUGUCAACAUCCAGGAGGGCACCAACGUAGUCCUGAACUACACCAACUGCAGCUGCAUCUCCGAGAACGGGAGUUUUGCCACUCCCGGGACCUGCGGCACCGGCUGCUCCCACCUCUUCCUGCCUUUCGUGGUCCUGUCCUGCCUGGCUGGGAUCCUCGCCAGCACAUCCCACACCCCGUCCUUCAUGCUCAUCCUCAGGAGCAUCCAGCCUGAAGACAAAUCCUUUGCUGUUGGGAUACAAUUCAUGCUGCUGAGAGUUUUAGCGUGGAUGCCAGGGCCCAUCCUGUACGGCAGCGCCAUCGACACCACCUGCAUCCUGUGGGAGAAGAGGUGUGACAGGAAGGCAGCCUGCAGAUACUAUGACAACACCCUCUUCAGGCAAAGGUACCUAGGUCUCCAGUUUUUCUUUGAGGUGGGAGCCUUCCUGUGCUUCGUGGCUGUGUACGUGAUCCUCAGGAAGCAGGAGAGGGAAGCCAGCAAGGCAGCAGAGACAAAGGCAGACCCAGAGAAGGAGAAGCUGGCAGGAAAGUCCACAAAGACCCCAGAAUCCAAAGUGUGACACCAAGAAGGUGACUUGUGAUCUGUGUCCGGGGAGGUGAAGCCACCCACCCGUUAACUGUGAAGGGUGGAUGGUGGUGGACCAUGGGGCUGCUUCCUGAUCUUCUGGGUGGGAAUAACUCCUCCUGCACUGCCCGGAAGUCCAUCCAUACGUUGUUCUGCCUCUUCCACCUCGGUGGUGCAGCUUGUUCCUUCACAUGGAUUAUUCCACUCACCGUAACCUUUGGAUGCUGCAGCCUUCAGGAUUUAUGUCCUCCAAAGCAUUUGUUCCUGCUGACAGUCUUGGUGAUGCCAGCACUGAACAUUAACCACACAGCUGAAGAGUUUUGUGUGUGUGAGUGGUUUUUUUUUAGCAAUAAAUCAUUUUUAAAAAAUGGUUUUGUACUGAACCCAUAGAUCUCUGUGAGUGAUGGUCUGUCCUUGCCUCCAGAAUGUCAGCUGUGCUUAUUACCUUUCCUCUCAGGGGGUUAGAUGGUCUCUCUUCCUUGAAGGCUUCAUCCAGCUCCACCUGACAUUGCUGGGAUUUUUGUCACUGGCUGUGGACCUUUCCAAGGACCAACCUACACAUCUGCUGAAGCUUUGGUGGUGAGGGGCAGGGAUAAGGAUCCUGGGGAGGGGAAGACAUCAAAAGGAACUGGAGAAACUCCAAUACCUGCA
This is a messenger RNA of Corapipo altera (White-ruffed manakin), 2846 nucleotides long. It is a transcript of the gene SLCO2B1, whose product is annotated as solute carrier organic anion transporter family member 2B1. Gene Ontology annotation, molecular function: bile acid transmembrane transporter activity; protein binding. Gene Ontology annotation, biological process: transmembrane transport; bile acid and bile salt transport; sodium-independent organic anion transport. Gene Ontology annotation, cellular component: membrane. The record is from RefSeq and is a predicted model, not a curated record. The coding region runs from base 535 to 2190 and encodes 551 amino acids. The transcript has 14 exons. NCBI's taxonomy places the organism in Eukaryota, Metazoa, Chordata, Aves, Passeriformes, Pipridae.